GCGGGGCGCGGGCUCGUUGUCCGCCCGCAGCGCUCCCGUCCCGCAGUCGCGCCCGCACCUCUCGCCAUGAAGGUCGCCGCUGUCGCUUCUUCGCCGCUCCCCGCGGGCGCCGGCGGCCCGCUGAAGGCGGUGCGGCCCGGAGAGGCCGCUCGCUGCGGGCCGGUCCCAGGGGUGUCCCCGGUGGCGGCGGAGCAGGCGGCCGCCGCGCUGCUGUACGAUAUGAAGGGCUGUUACUCGCGGCUACGGGCGCUGGUGCCGACGCUGCCGCGGCACCGGCGGGUCUCCAAGGUGGAGCUGCUGCAGCACGUUAUCGACUACAUCUGGGACCUGCAGCUGGAGCUGCAGUGCGGCCCCCCUCGCCCCGCCGCUGCUGGGGACUCCCCCGAGGCUCCGUGCAUUCCCGCUGCCGAUCGGAUCCUUUGCCGCUGAGACCGUUCUGGACCCUGCACGGACAUCGUUCCCGGGAUCCCGGUCCCACCCACCACGGAUAUCGUCCCUGGGACCCCGUCCCUGAGCACCGCGGCUCACCUGCAUCCCUGGCUCCCCGGCGGGGCUGCCCUGGGGGUCCCCCGCAGCCUGGGCAGGGGGUGCUGUGGGCCGGAUCCUUCCUUCUCAGAUUGCUGAGAGCAUUCCCCGUAUUGUAUAUUACAAUGAUGCUGGAGAAUAUUGUUCUACAAUAGCUGGAGUUUUGUUAUUAAACAAGCCCUGAUGACCA
Molecule: messenger RNA, 715 nt
Organism: Prinia subflava (tawny-flanked prinia)
Lineage: Eukaryota; Metazoa; Chordata; Aves; Passeriformes; Cisticolidae
Gene: ID1
Product: inhibitor of DNA binding 1
Exons: 2
Coding region: 67-429 (120 amino acids)
Biological process (GO): negative regulation of transcription by RNA polymerase II; cell differentiation; circadian regulation of gene expression
Cellular component (GO): nucleus; cytoplasm
Molecular function (GO): protein dimerization activity; transcription regulator activity
Source: RefSeq, a predicted model, not a curated record